Molecule: messenger RNA, 1173 nt
Organism: Euleptes europaea (tarantolino)
Lineage: Eukaryota; Metazoa; Chordata; Lepidosauria; Squamata; Sphaerodactylidae
Gene: MCIDAS
Product: multiciliate differentiation and DNA synthesis associated cell cycle protein
Exons: 8
Coding region: 1-1173 (390 amino acids)
Biological process (GO): negative regulation of cell cycle; negative regulation of DNA replication
Cellular component (GO): nucleus
Source: RefSeq, a predicted model, not a curated record
AUGCAAAGCCGAGGCGGCGGCGGCAGGCAAGCCUGUGGCGACCUCUGCCCCAACCGGGUGCAGCACCUGGCCGGGCGGCUGGCCAAGAAGCCCGGCCGAGGCGAGAGGAAGCAGGUGCCACGGAAGAUCCACCCAAGAAGCAACCCUGUGGCCAUUUAUCGCGACCCGACUCCAGACCCCGUAGAAUUAGCGUUUGCGACCAUCGACUGGCAGGAUUUGGGCGACUGCAGCUCCAUCUUUCAGCAGGAGCAUUCCAGCGUCCCUGUCCCGACCCAGCAGCAGUUUACAUCCGUCAUGGCAGUGCAAGCUUGCCCUCGCCAUUAUCCGGCUUGGCCAGUGGAUUUCCAGAGCCCGUGCUUUCAAGCGGAGCCUGAGUUCGAUUUCCAGGAUUUUCGCGAUGUCGUCGAUAGUUUCAUAUCAGAUCCAUCCUCUCUGAUGCCUCCUCUGCUGGACUCUGCUGAUUUUCCUUUCCCUGAGGAUGAUGGAAGACCCUUCAGCCCUUGCAUUCCACUUCCUGCCCAGGAGGAUCCUCUGUCUCAGAUGAAUGUAGAAAACGUCUCUUCUGCUGAGCAGUACUGGAAAGACUUGGCAGAUCAUAAUCAGAAAGCCCUGGGGGAUGCUCUUUUGGAAAACAAUCAGCUCCAAGUGACACUUACCCAAAAGCAAGAAGAGAUUGCAUCUCUGAAGGAAAGAAACACCCAGCUCAAGGAACUGGCCAGCCAAGCAAAGCAGCUGGCAUCUGUGCUGGAUAAACUGAUCAUACCUCCGUGUAAAGACACCUCAGACGCCUUCAUCACCAACAGCCACAACAAGAGAAGCCUCAUGCAGAUAUCCAACAACGAGCAAGAGGAUGACGCAGAGGUGAACGAAAUCUUGCGGGAAAUAUCGGACAAAUGCAAUCUAGCCCUGCAAUCCAUCGAUGAAAGUAGAGGUCCGAAACGUCCCCGUGGAGAGAGCGAUACAGUCCACAUGUACGGGGCUUUCCAUGGGUUGCAGACGCGUAGCAGCUGCAGCUCUCUGGACAUGAGUGGUAGUGACCUGGAAGAAGGGGUCUCCUUCAGGACAGCGAUCAAAGAGCACUGUAACAUCCGGACACUGGCCUUUCCUCAAGGCAAUGCAUUUACUAUCAGAACUGCCACUGGGGGCUAUAAGUUUAGGUGGGUCCCUAGCUGA